CCUCUGACCGUGUCCGCUGCGUUCUCGUGUUCUCGCCGCUUGCAUUACGAAUCGGCGUUCUCGGCAGAGAUGUCGUGUUCGUCAGCGGACUCGGUUUGUGUGUUGUAUCUGUAUGUUUACACUUGUAUGUCUACCUGUUGCUCGAGUAUAUCGAGAAUUCAAGAUUAAAGUAUACGCUGAAGAAAUUCCAAGAAUGCUAUAAAAGUUCCGAAAAUGAAAUCAGUCAAACUCUCGAUCAGUGCGCAUUAUAACGACAUGUGCAUUACGUGGUUUUGUGAACAACUAUUAUGUCUUAAAGUGGCCGUGUAGCAAUUCUCCGAUGAUGAUCAUGGCUCGGUUAUUUUUCUUAGAGAAUUUUAGAUAAAGUUUAUGAUUAUAUUUAUUUUGUGUGUGGUGUGAAUUAAAUUAUGGUGUCAUGGGAAGCUGCUCAAAGAGACAUUUUUUACUAACCAUUUGUGUUCUUCAACUGAUAUUCACAGUCGAAAGGCAAGUGUUUGACUUCUUGGGUUACAUGUGGACGCCGAUUCUAUUAAAUUUCUUCAAUAUCAUAUUCGUUAUAUUCGGAUUCUUUGGAGGGUUUCAAUAUCGCCCGAAGUAUAUAAUUAGUUACUCGGCGUGGAACGUACUUUGGCUGGCAUGGAACGCUUUCAUAAUAUGCUUCUACCUGAGCGUGGGACUUUUGGACAAGGAAAGUUCUAUACUAAAUAUGGGCACUGGAAGCGUGAGCUGGUGGGAAGCCAAUGGCCCAGGAUGUAACGCGGUUUUCUCUCCUGAUGAGAUCGACCCUGCCAGGCAAUAUAGGCCGACGUCCAUUACUAAUUGUCUGGUGCAAUAUGAGCAUGUGGAAAUUUGCCAAGCUGCCAUCCAAUGUUUACUAGCUUUUCUCGGAUUCGUAUCAGGCAUAUGUUUGAGCAGGAUAUUUAUUGAAGACGACGACCAUUCUCAUAAAUCAGUAAAUUCGAAGCGCCAGUCUUUAUACUCAAUAGAGUUGAGUCCAUCAAGAGAUGUCAGAACUGUCGACGAUUGUCUCGACGAUUUUGAAACCGUAAUUCCUGCUGCAACAUCUUCUCAAAUUUCUCCUAAACCCAUGACUCCGAGGCGGGUGAAGAGAAGAUCAGUCAUGACUAGAGGUAGCACAGGAAGACAGUCGAGCAGUAAUAGAAGCCAUCACAAUAGAUCUUCCAUGCAUAGAUCCUCCAGAAGAAAAGCUCAGAAUCCAGUGACUAGGUUGAUGGAGCAGCAGCAGCAUGUGGCAACUAGUAGCUUUGGUACUCUGGAGCAGCAAGAUAAUAAAUCAAUAGGACCGCUGAAUCCUAGUACUCUAGGCGAACAUCAGCAAAGCUACGCAAAUCAUCAUAGCGUAUUGUCCUAUGACCCGAAUCCUAUAUAUUAUAACACUUCUAAUGCUAAUCUUAUUCAACCUUAUCCGGCAUUGCAAGCUCAUUCAAAUCCUACGUACCAACAGUCAUCGAACCAGUCAUUAAACGAUCAUGCUGAGGAAUUUGAUGAACUGUACAAUAACAGGCCAGCCUCAGUGAGAUCUAGUUACUCUAAUUUCCAUGGUACUCGUACUGUUUCAACAAGCAACGAUAACUAUUUCGCUCAGAACAAUUUUGUCGCAAGCCAAGCGACGCCUCAAGUACCGCAGAAGAGAAAUGCACCGUACAGGCAUAGUGUCAGGUCGAACGCUUUCCUGAACAACGGUCCGCCGGCGUACAAUUUCCAAGGGCACACGCCGCCAGAUUCAGAAACAACGAUGUGACUGUGACGUCAUUAGUACGUUAUAAAGUAUAGUUCAUCAGCGCCUUUACUGUUUUUUUAAACUGAUUUACAAAUAUGAUGAUUUCAAAUAUUAAACA
This is a messenger RNA of Ctenocephalides felis (cat flea), 1859 nucleotides long. It is a transcript of the gene NKAIN, whose product is annotated as sodium/potassium-transporting ATPase subunit beta-1-interacting protein. Gene Ontology annotation, biological process: regulation of sodium ion transport. The record is from RefSeq and is a predicted model, not a curated record. The transcript is spliced from 6 exons. The coding region runs from base 416 to 1762 and encodes 448 amino acids. Lineage: Eukaryota; Metazoa; Arthropoda; Insecta; Siphonaptera; Pulicidae.